This is a messenger RNA of Diuraphis noxia (Russian wheat aphid), 590 nucleotides long. RefSeq lists its product as uncharacterized. Lineage: Eukaryota; Metazoa; Arthropoda; Insecta; Hemiptera; Aphididae. The record is from RefSeq and is a predicted model, not a curated record.
UGAUAAUGUUGGCCAAAUCCCAGAUUUUGGUCGAAUGGAUCUGCGAAGAUACCAAUGCGAUGGGCAAUUGCAGUACCAUACCUAGGAUUACAGACUUGCUCCAGAUUAUUUCUGAUAAUAGCGAUAAUUACGAAUAUACAGACAUACACUAUUGCCCAUUCGCCAUCGUGGAACGGCAUGCCAAGUGUAUGAAGUCGUACGUAAAAAGUUGUGAUACUUAUAUGUCUGAAGCCAUACAAAAUAUCUUUUACACGUAYAUGCCAGAGAUUGUGGACGCAGAAACUCUCUGCACCGAAGGCCGGCCUUACAAGAAGGAAUUUAGAGAACACGUAGCUUGCACAAAAGAAUUGUUAUAUGCCGACCAAGAAUGGGAGCAAUACGUUGAAAUUCAAGAGUUGUUAUACGGACAAACAAUAGAUGCCAUCGAGGUCCAUAAGAAAUGCCAAUUUAUCAACAAUUUUUGGUAUAGUAUGGUCUUGAACAUUCGUAAGAAAUGCGGAAGGAAGACUGAAAAGUUUUCCCGCCAAGUGCUUAGCAAAAUGUGGCCAUUAUCGAUGUAUUCGUUUCGAGAAAAAUUACGAAUAAUUUAA